Microthlaspi erraticum is the source of this 297-nucleotide messenger RNA. The record is from the annotation of a GenBank genome assembly. Lineage: Eukaryota; Viridiplantae; Streptophyta; Magnoliopsida; Brassicales; Brassicaceae.
AUGUCGCAUCGCCUUCCUUUCACUUUUCAGACACCAAAUCGUCAUCCCCUCCAAUUCAAUCCAUCUCCUCUGACCUUCUCCUACCUCCAGGAAGAGAUCGCACUCACUUCCACUCAACCGUCGCAGCUCAGAGAAACUCCGACGAUUCAACUCCCUCAUACUCCUCCUCUGCCUCGCCUCUGCGUCUUCAUGCUCACCAGUCACCAAUUCCCGCGGCUCCGGUUCUCCUCACUGGUACGGCUUCGACACUUUAAGAUUCGUGUUCGUUGCAACUUGCAAACGCGAUCGUGGUGGUAA